Molecule: messenger RNA, 1400 nt
Organism: Arabidopsis lyrata subsp. lyrata
Lineage: Eukaryota; Viridiplantae; Streptophyta; Magnoliopsida; Brassicales; Brassicaceae
Exons: 3
Coding region: 537-1247 (236 amino acids)
Source: RefSeq, a predicted model, not a curated record
CGUGUAUUACUACAAAAUAACAUGAUAGAGAGAGAUAUUAAACUGAAUAGAGUGUUUUUUUCAAGAAAUACCAUGUGCUCUUUAUAAAUAAUGUGUAAUACGAUAAAAUAAUAUGAUAAAAAAGAUAUAUUAUUCUAUAACAUGUAAUUCGAGAAAAAAACAUGUUAUAAAGGGCAUGUACGUAAUUACAUGUGCUUCCCGACAUGAUACCGACAAGUUACUGUAACGUAUGGCUAGUUUCUUAAUUAUACUAAAAAUUUGGCUAUUUUGUGCAUAAUCCCUUAAAUAUAGUUGAGAAAUUGUAUUAAAACAAACUAAAAAAGAAUUUGUUCAUAAAAAAACUAAAAAAGAAAAAGAGGAAAUAGACUAGCCUACCAUUGACUUUUAAAAUAGAUCUUGACGUAGACUGGUCUUACAAUAAUAAUUUAGCACAAAAGAUUUAGAGAGGGGCUAUAUGUGCUUUGUAUUUUAACGCGAACUUAGAUAAACUUUUAGUUCGAUUGGACUAAUAAGUAGAAGAAAGCUAAAAGUGAUCAAUGGAAGUCCCUUUGCUGACCGAGAAUGAUCACAUCGUCGACAACGUUACAACCCAUGGUGAUUCUUCCUCAAAUGAUGAGCGCAUCCUCGACAUACUUACAAUGAUCAAUGGCAGUUCUUCAUCAGCUGCUAAGCAAAUACCAUAUGAGUGGAGUGAAUAUUCUAUAGAUGCAUUCUCUUGGAAUUUUGUCGAGUUUGUUGCGACUUUGGUCAAGAUUGUCGCAGCCAUAGUUGUUUUGACUCUGACAAAAGAUGAACAACUUCCACAAAAAAUAUUUGUUAUGUUGGUCAUCAGUUAUACUUGUGGCUGUAUUGCCACUCUCCCUAUUCUCGGUUGGCGUUUCUUGCAGUACGACCCAAGUGUUAGGUCACACCGAAGAAUAAACGAGGUGAUGGACAAUUUGAAAAUGAUGCUUGGAUAUUUCUUCGUGGGUUGGAUUACAGUGGUUUUAUGGCAUCUUCUUAAUAACUCGUCAUCUCUAGAUUAUACCACGUCACUCUUCUGGUUAUGCUUGGCUUUCUUUGCUAUCAGUUGCAUUCUACAAGUGUUUCGUCAUUUCUACUGCUCGGUGAUGUGUUUUUUGCUUCCUAUGCUGUCGCGUUUUACCAAAGUUUUGGACUUCUUGGAAGACAUUGAUGAGAAGCUAAAUUAUAUUGUCUUGGCACUCUUUGUUUGCAUUUCAAUCUUUUUGUGCAUCCGCAAAAGUUGAUACAAAUAAUGGAUCAUGUCGUUUUUCUUCUUUCUUUUGCUUAACAAUGUUGUAAUACUCUAUCUAUUUAUUAAAUAAAUCCAAGUGCAUGUCAUGACUGAAUUCCCUCUUCCUGUAAUCGCUGGCAAAACUGAAAGACACGAUUUUUUGCAA